Messenger RNA from Oryza brachyantha (malo sina), 1616 nucleotides. Its product is annotated as probable serine/threonine-protein kinase PIX13. NCBI's taxonomy places the organism in Eukaryota, Viridiplantae, Streptophyta, Magnoliopsida, Poales, Poaceae. Gene Ontology annotation, biological process: protein phosphorylation. The transcript is spliced from 6 exons. The coding region runs from base 93 to 1379 and encodes 428 amino acids. Gene Ontology annotation, molecular function: protein kinase activity; ATP binding. The record is from RefSeq and is a predicted model, not a curated record.
CUCCUCCUUCCUCUCCUGGGCUCUCUUCUCCACAAGGUAGCCUUCCUUUCCCUCCUCCUCCUGGACCUGGUGCGUUCUUGGCUGAGGGAGAGAUGGGGAACGUCUGUGGUGGCUCGGGGAAGAAUCAUGUGUCGGGGGAUUUCAGGCCGUCUAGCCCAGGGACAAUGACCUCCAAGACAAGCAGCAGCGUCACCACCAGCAACAGCACCACGGGGAAGCUGUCCUCCGUCGGCAGCAGCUUCAUGGCGUCUUCCGGCAGCGGCGGCACGAGCAGUGGAUUUGAUGAGGGUGUGGGGGUGUACCCAGAGGGCCAGAUCCUGGAGGCACCAAACCUCAAGACAUUCACAUUCAUUGAGCUCCGGACAGCCACCAAGAACUUCAGGCCGGACAGUGUCCUUGGGGAGGGAGGCUUUGGGAGGGUGUACAAGGGAUGGGUGGAUGAGAAAAUGAACCCUGUGAAGAGCGGCACCGGCAUGGUUGUUGCUGUCAAGAAGCUCAACUCAGAGAGCAUGCAAGGUUAUGAGGAAUGGCAGUCAGAGAUAAACUUUCUGGGUAGGCUCUCGCACCCAAACCUAGUCAAGCUCUUGGGCUACUGCUGGGAGGACAGGGAACUUCUGCUGGUGUAUGAAUUCAUGGCCAAAGGGAGCUUAGAGAACCAUCUUUUCAAGAAAGGAUGUCCUCCACUAACAUGGGAACUGAGGCUGAAGAUAGCCAUUGGGGCAGCUCGAGGACUUGCUUUCUUGCAUGCAUCAGAGAAGCAAGUCAUCUACCGUGACUUCAAGGCUUCCAACAUCCUUCUAGACGCAAACUAUAAUGCAAAGCUCUCUGAUUUUGGGCUUGCUAGGCUUGGACCAACUGGCAGCAACUCACAUAUCACAACAAGGGUGAUGGGCACAUACGGAUAUGCAGCUCCGGAGUAUGUAGCAACUGGUCAUUUAUAUGUCAAGAGUGAUGUUUACGGUUUCGGAGUUGUGAUGCUAGAGAUGUUGUCCGGUCAGCGGGCACUAGACCCCAACCGUCCAAAUGGGCAACUCAGCCUUGUCGACUGGGCGAAGCCCUACUUGGCGGACCGGAGAAAGCUUGCGCGUCUCAUGGAUGCCCGGUUUGAAGGCCAGUACAACUCCAAACAAGCGCUUCAGGCAGCGCAGUUGACACUGAAUUGCCUGGCAGGUGAGCCCAGGAGCAGGCCCUCGAUGAAGGAAGUUCUUGAGAAGCUUGAACAGAUCGAAUCGAUGAAGAGCCGAGCGAGGGACACAAGAGGAAGCGGCUCAUCACGGGAUCGCAGCCAUGGCCGCACCACUGCACACCAGCGGUCAUCACCACGCCCUGAUGCCCGUCGUGGAUCAAGGACCAAUGGUCAUGCCACAAAGGCGAGGUGAUCCAGACAUUGGAUGGAGCCGAUGACAAUUCUUCCUGUAAAUGGCCUGAAUUUUUGUCUGAUGUUCAGUUGGUGAUGUUUGUUUGCUGCUAUAUCAUGAAAGAAAGGGCCUUGUUGCCCAAUCAUGAUGAGUGUAAAAUGCAGCAACAAGAAAAAUAUAGCUGUAAUUUGUAACCACUAGAAAUAGAAGGAAUAAUUCUUGAAAUGGCUUGCUCAAUAGUUUGUGCAGUGUGUUCAA